CUCAGCUGUAUGAUACUUGAGACUGUGGGGUCAAUAUAUCAUGUUGUAUGUGAGGUAAAAGAGUUGGAUGUGGGUGGGUGUUCAGCGAGGGACCCUUGCUGGAUUCUCUGGGUGAAACGAAGGCAGAACAAGAGGGAGACUUUCGCUGGUGACCAUCGAUGGAGCAGAGCAUCAGGUCCAGAAGCAGCAGAGUGAUAGACCAUGUUUUUUUAAGGGAACGGUCAACUCAACAGGAGACACUCCGCCGGUGAUUCACCUCCCCCAAAGCCAAGAUGUUGAUGAUAGUAGCACUCACCCAACACGAUAACCACCAGUCAACCUCCUCUCAAAACUCGACACUCAAACCAUUCCAACUCACCUUCACUCAAGGCUUCAUCGUCGGCCAACUGUCAUUUUUAGUACUCGUUAUUUGUUUCGUAAGGUAUGUCGUCUUUGAAGAUCCCAAGUCUUCACAGAAUAAGAAACCAAUGGGAUCACAACGGAAAGCGUAUAACCACAACCCCACCGUUCGGCGUACUAGCAAACAAUCCAGAAAGCUCUCUUUCCAUGACAAGUCACACGGAACCGCCGAGUCGGAGCUCCUAUCCAAACUGCCAUAUGACCUAUCCAGUCAUCCACCCGAAACGACAGACUGGCUGAACGUCCUGCUUGCACAAGCUAUCAUCGCCUAUCGUAGUCUCGUUCACGGCUUAGACGACGAUCCGACGAUGCCAAAAGGGAAUAAAGCAAAGGAAAUGGUCGAGGAAGCUAUGAAUUUUGCCCGUGGGGAAAGUCCGGGAAUUAUCAGUGUCGAUUAUAUCACCGUCACUGAAGUCGAAUUCGGAAAGGAGUAUCCAGUCUGUACAAAUGCAAGAGUUAGACCAGCAGAUGAAACCGGAAGAAUGAGGAUCGAAAUCGACAUCGAUUAUUCUGAUCGAGUCACAUUAGCGAUCGAAACCAAAGUCGUCGUCAAUUUCCCGACCGCUCGAUUUGCGGUGUUGCCCAUUUCAUUAGGCUUAACCCUCAAUCAACUAUCUGCUACCAUUAUGGCUGAGAUUCCACCGAUCGCGAUCCCAUUACCGAUGAAUGACGAUCCAUCAGCACCAUCGCCGGCGAUUUUGAUGUCACUGGAUCCAGACUUUACUUUAUCGAUGACAACCACCUCAUUGUUAGGUUCACGAGCGAAACUACAGGAUAUACCGAAGAUUGAACAGCUGAUCUUGGGAAGAUUGAGAGGAUGGAUUGUCGACAACCUAGUAUGGCCGAAGGUGAGGGUGUUGAAACUACCGGGACUUGGGAACAAAGGUUCGGUGGAAGAUGCGGCAGAUGGGGAGGGCGAAUACGUUUGGGUCGAAGGGACCACCAAGGAGAAGAAUUCGACCAGCAAAGAGUCAAAACCAAAGAGUAUCAUUCGUGAAGCCGAUGAAGAUGAAGGGCCCAGUUCGAGUGCCACAAGCUGCGAACCCCCACGCGGCUUGAGCCAUUCUACUCUUGGCUUGUCUGCUGGGAUUCCCCUCAAUCCCAAAUACCAUCGGAGCACCGCGUCUGGUUCUUCUUCCAGGGCCGCCAACAUCCCACUCUUAUCGCCCUCCGAAUUGACCGAACUGGCCAGCCGGCAGCGGCAUCCAUCAACGAGAACGGAUACUCGACAACAAGCUCCACCUGAUUCAGAUGGCUAUUCGAGCCACCCGAAGCCGCCUGGAGGAUUACCAAACUCGGCACGCUCGAUCGGUAGUUUUCCGGAAAGCCCACUGCCGCCGACUCUUUCGCAAGAUCAUCUCAAGAAUUCUGUUACUCACCAUGAAUGGCUCAACUACCCACGAUCCCCCGACACGCCCACCUCGGCCAGCAACCGCUUGGCAGAAGACCGAGGUCGCUGGGCCCGGGCUGGUGGCAUGAGUGGCGUCCCCCUCGGCUUGGGCGGCUCGCAAACACCGAAUCUGGGCUAUGGGAUCCGCGAACGGAUCCGCGAGGCUGAACGACUCAAGGGCCUACGCGCUAAUGAUCUUGAUGACUCGUUUACUUCCCAACGGUGACUUCUGCUAUAUCCAUCCCAUUCACCCUUCUGUUGUGUUCUAGAUCUACAUUCUUCUAUAUAGUUUCACCUUCACUUAUACACACACAUCUUUCUCUCUACUCUAGUCAUACAUUCAUGCACUAUUUUCAAUUCACCCCUCCAUCCCAAUUUCUCUCGCAAUUUACGCCCUUACACGCCUCAAUUUGUUCACAAUCAGGGUUGAUUAUAUCUGGAGAGACACUCG
Molecule: messenger RNA, 2240 nt
Organism: Puccinia graminis f. sp. tritici CRL 75-36-700-3
Lineage: Eukaryota; Fungi; Basidiomycota; Pucciniomycetes; Pucciniales; Pucciniaceae
Exons: 6
Coding region: 273-2015 (580 amino acids)
Biological process (GO): phospholipid transport; mitochondrion organization
Cellular component (GO): endoplasmic reticulum; ERMES complex
Molecular function (GO): lipid binding
Source: RefSeq, a predicted model, not a curated record